AUUUCAUGACUUGACUUUUAUGUUCUGUGUCUAAACAUAACAAUAACAUAACCACAUUAUUUUUUAAAUUAUAAAAGUAUGGUAUUGAAUAGUUUACUGAAAAUUAAUUAUAUAACAUGUUCGAAGGAAGUUUAAUUAUAAAAUACCUUUCAGUUAAAGAUAGUUUUCUACAUAUAAAUCCAAAUUUAAAAUUCUUAGAAACAGGAACUUAUGUUCGUGUUAAUUCUAUACAGGAAUUUUAUUUUUCAAUUGGAGAUGUUUCAAUUGAACUUGAAGAUAACUUUAUUGGACUUAACUCAUUAUUUGCGAAGAGUUUGAACAUAGAUAAUAAUACUCUAGUAAGAGUUUCGGAGAUAAAAAAUUUACCGAUAAUUUCUAGACUUACUGUGUUCCCAUUAAAUCCACAUGAAUAUGAGGUUAUGGAAAUGUUAGCUAAUAAUAUUCAAGACACAUUACUAAGCCAAAUAAGGGUAGUAUUUAAGGGAGAGAAAAUUGUUAUUUGGGUAGGAUCCAAUAUUAAUAUCACAGUGUGUGUUGAUAGUAUACAUCCUGUUUCACCAGGUGUGGUUGAUUUUCUAACAGAAUUGCAUAUUGAACAACCUGUCCGUAAGAUAGAAAAUACUGAGUCUCUUUCCACACAAACCAAAGCAUGCUUAAACAGCUUGGAUUGGAAAUUGUUUUCAGGUUUCAUUGAAACCAAUCCGGAAAACACAGUUCUCUCAAAAUACUUAACUAAACCGUCUGAGUUUAUUUGUAGGGUAAUACCUUUGAGUAAAUUACCAUUAUCUGAUAUAUUUUCAACAUCAAUACAACCUUUUACUGCAUUUUUAUCUAAGAAGACGAUUCCUGAAGAUCAAUUGUCUUCUAACAUUUGCCAAAUAAGCCUUGUGACUGAAGAUACGAUAAAUAAAAAACUUUUUGUUAAAUUAAUAUUUUUGGAAGACAUUCAGGAGAUACAAUUAAAAUCAUUCAACGAACUUUUUGUGGGACAGGAGAUUUUUGAUAUAUAUGAAUGUCAAUUAGGAGUAAGAGUGGUAUUAGAACCUAUUGAAAAACCUCCACCUGUAAAUGAGAUUCAUAUAACUGCAAGUAAAAAUUAUACAGUGGAUAUAUUAGAAGUUUUUAAAAAGUACUUGGCAGAUGGUAGUGAUGAAACUUUUGUACUAAACAGUGAAAUACCAAUCGAUAUUGGAGAUAAUAUAAUAUGUAGUCCUAAGUUCUACCCUGAGGAUUCAGAGUUUUGCGUUGUUGAUAAUAAUCUGGUGAGAAAUUGCAAAUAUGUUUUAAAUAUAGAUAAUAUUCAUAAAAUUACACAAAAAGAAAAUCCAAUUAGUAUGCCAAUUUUAGAAGACAUAGCAAAUGUUAAGAAGAUUUUAAAUGAUUCCAUCAAAGCUAUUACUGAUAUAAGUACUGACAAUGUUUUAUUAACAGGUAGAGCAGGAACGGGCAAAUCAACAAUUCUAAAUACAGUUGCUAAAUAUUUAAGUAAUUAUCCUUACUUAAUUUUUACAAAACAUAUAAACUGUAAAAGGAUUAAAGGUAAAACUAUGGACUCUCUGGAAAAAUUCAUGUCAGUGACUUUCUCGGAGCUCAUUUUACAUCAACCAUCUCUGUUAAUCCUAGAUGAUCUACAUAUUUUAUGUGAAAAUGCGUGUGGUGAAGAUGAUGCUCCAAAUAAUUUAUACUUCAACAGGAUUAGUGAGAUGCUGUACAUUUUAUUAAGGCGUGUAACUGGUGUUAACAAAAUUAACAUUUUAGCUUCUUCUGAAAAUACAGAUAAACUAAACAAAAAUAUUUAUUCCUCACGCGGAACUCAUUUAUUUAAAAAUAUAUUUUCUAUUGAAGAUUUCGUGAAGGUCGAUAGAAUAGCUGCUCUAAAAUUUUCUCUAAAGGAUUAUAAAUUGGAAGAUUAUAUUAUGAAUGAAUUAGCUAUCAAGACUGAAGGAUUUGUAUUUCAGGAUUUGAUCAAUUUUUGUAAAAAAAUUGUCUUUGAAAUCUACAAGCAUGGACCACCAAACAUCUCUCCAAAGGUGAUUAAACCUGAGUAUGUAGAUGUAGCAUUGAAAAAUACAUAUGUAAUGGCUUUGCAAAACAUACAGUUCCAUUCAGCAGGAGAAAACGAUUUCUCUACUAUUGGUGGUUUAAACAAAGUUAAGGAAGUUUUGUUGGAGAAUUUGCUUUGGCCUGGUUUGUAUCCUAAUAUUUUUUCCAAUGCUCCGCUACGUUUACAAUCUGGAUUAUUACUUUUUGGACCUCCUGGAACAGGAAAAACACUUAUUGCUGGAGCUGUUGCAAAACAGUGUGGAAUGAGGUUGAUAUCCAUCAAAGGCCCAGAAUUACUGUCAAAGUACAUUGGAGCUAGUGAACAGGCUGUAAGGGAUACUUUCCAGAAGGCUCAAAGUGCAAAGCCUUGCAUUUUAUUUUUUGAUGAGUUUGAUAGCUUAGCUCCCAAACGUGGUCAUGAUAACACUGGAGUGACCGAUCGAGUUGUUAAUCAACUACUUACACAGCUAGAUGGCGUGGAAUCGUUGACAGGUGUAUGUGUUUUGGCAGCUACUUCAAGACCAGAUCUUUUGGAUUCUGCAUUACUUAGACCGGGAAGAUUAGAUAAACAACUUUUUUGUCCCCUACCAAAUGAGGAUGAAAGAUUUGAUAUUUUGAAAGUGCUUUUAAAAAAUUUAAGUUUAGAUGACAAUGUUUCACUGGAUGUUAUAGCUAAAAAAACAAAUAAUUAUUCUGGUGCUGAUCUGCAAUCUCUUUUGUAUUGUGCCCAUAUGCUUACUAUCGAUUAUACAUUCGAAACUGAUAAGGAUAUAGUUAUCGAUAGUAAAAUAACCCAAACCCAUUUAGAAGAUGCACUACAAAGAACCAAACCGUCCUUAUCUAAUGAAGAAAGAUUAAAAUAUGAGAAAAUAUACGCAAAAUUUCAAAGUGGUUCUAUCACAGAAGAUUUUAAAACUAGUAGCAAAGCAACACUAGCAUAAAAUAAUUUGGAGAUAAAUUUAAUUGUUACUGGAAAAAAAAUGUUAUUGUAUUUUAUUUUUUACUUUACUUUGAAGAAAUGGUAGAACCUCUCAUAUUAGAUGAUGAAGGGAUCGGGAUGAUGGAAAAAAUUCAUUUCCAGAUAGGAAAACAGAUGUGUCGAACUAUAUUUCAAUUUUCUUGGGCUCAUAAAUGUUGCCAUACACCUUUUAAACAUAUACUGUUUCUAAAUUUAUUGAGAAGAUUGAUAAAAUACAUCAAUUUUACCAAUCCACCUUUUUGCUUGAUAUAAAUUCUUAGCAGCAUGACUAACGUUGUCAAUUUCGUCUUUAUUCGAAUCGAUUUCUUUGCACAACAAAAAAUAGAAAAUCGUAUACGACAGUAUGAGAAAAAUAGAAAUACCUAGAAAAAUAAAGAAGAAUAUCGAUGGAGCUUACGAUGGAGAUUGGGGUAAAACAAGGAGACGUCUUGGUACUCUUCUAUUUUUCUUUGUCAUGGAGAGGAUGAUAAAAACAACAAAAGAGAGAAGAACUAUAAACUGGAGGCAAUAAUCGGCUGCAGAAACCUAGAACCGGUAGAAAUAAAUGGAUAUAGUAAUCGUAGUAGAUAGAAAAUGGAAGAAAAAGUAGAUAUAUAGAUAAAGACAAUAAAAGACCUGAAACUGGAAGUAAAUAUCAUGGAAUGUAGAAGGAUGGUAGUAAAUCAAAAAAGAAAACAUGGGGACGAUUUAAUAAUGAAAGGAUAAAGAAUAGAUAGAGUGAUCGCUCUAAAUAAGAGAAUCAUUCGGAAAGAAGAGACUAAGACAAAAAUAAAAGUAUACGACUCAAUAACAGUACUUACGUUAAUUAAUGUAAACGAACAAAAAAACAGCUGCUGAGAGGAUGGAUAGGAAAAGAAAUGAGGUAAUUAAAAAAAACUCAAACAGGAACCAAACUAGUUCAAACAGAAGAAAAAAGAUAUUAGAAAAGAAGGUAAGGAAGACCCAGGAAAACUCGGCUACAAGUAGCUCUGGAAAGAGGAGGAAAGGGGAAAACAUUAAGAAAUUGAAUAAAAUAGUAAAGGAUCGGAAGGAGUGAGAAAAUGGAUGAGAGAAAAAUUAGUCUGAAAAGACAUGAAUUACAGACGGUGUGUGUGUGUUAUCGGGAAUCGGUUGUGGGACUGUCUGAUAUGAGAGGUUCUGUAUAAUGGUUGGUGAUUUUAUCAUACAGGUGGGUCAUAAAUUUUUAUACUUUUAUAACCGGUCUAGCAUCAGAACCGUGCGGGGGAGUGGGGUCAGGGUUCCUUGUCAACUAUUUCGAUCGUAUUAUAUAUAUUAAUGUGUAAAUGGACAAGUGAAGACACCAUGGAACAAGUAUACUAGUCUGUGCGGGUUUGUCUACGCGCACAAUGGCGACGUUCAGAUGGCGAUUUGGCGAUACCCCAGAAAAAUAUGGAAGUUGAUCCCUUUAAGAUACAGUCAAUGCAAUACCUGAGAGAAAAUGAUUUAAUUUUAAUGAAAAUCUUUGUAGAGAUGAAGUUCGAGCGUUUUGGCAAAUUUAAUAAAGUUUUCUUCUCGGAGGAACCUUGUUUCACUUACAUGGGUAUGCCAACAAAUAAAAUUGGAGAUUUUUGAGAAGAGAAACACCUAAAUUAAAAGACGACAGAUGUGACAGAUGUUUACAUUCGCCAAAAGUGACUGUUUGGGCGGCAUUAUUUUCAAUGGGUUCAAUAGGAUCUUACUUUUUUGAAAAUGCCCACGCGACGAUUCAGUAACUCGUAACGAGAUUUUUUAACCACAGUUACAUCAUUUUGGGGGGUGGAUCAAUAGAACAUGGAUGCGGCAAAAUGGCGUAACUUGCCUUACUUACAACGAGCUUACGCGUUGUUUAAUAAACAAAUUGAUCUUACAUUCCAUGACCUCCGCACAGCCCAAACUUAUCUCCAGCUCAAUACUUUUUUUGGGGUUUUCUUCGACAUCGAUUCUACGUGAAUAAACCAAGAUCUAUACUCCAGGCCGUUUCUUAGAAAUUAUUUUUGGUUUCAUUUCAAAUAAUCAUUUGUUUGACUAAAAUGUGUUUUCUUUUUUAAAGGCAAUUUCAGAAGUGCCAAAAUUUACGGCCCACCCUGUAUAAUACAAAAUUUGUUAUUUUGGGUAUUUAUGUAAAUUAGUUGUUAAUAAAUUUUUACUGAAAAA
Diorhabda carinulata is the source of this 5155-nucleotide messenger RNA. It is a transcript of the gene Pex1, whose product is annotated as peroxisomal ATPase PEX1. Gene Ontology annotation, cellular component: peroxisomal membrane; peroxisome; cytosol. The transcript is spliced from 14 exons. Lineage: Eukaryota; Metazoa; Arthropoda; Insecta; Coleoptera; Chrysomelidae. The record is from RefSeq and is a predicted model, not a curated record. Gene Ontology annotation, molecular function: ATP binding; ATP hydrolysis activity. Gene Ontology annotation, biological process: protein import into peroxisome matrix. Bases 117 to 2984 code for a protein of 955 amino acids.